This is a messenger RNA of Meloidogyne enterolobii, 1035 nucleotides long. Lineage: Eukaryota; Metazoa; Nematoda; Chromadorea; Rhabditida; Meloidogynidae. The record is from the annotation of a GenBank genome assembly.
AUGGCAAGAUGUGAAGAAAGCGACGAUGAUGAACCUUUUAUAUGGGACACAGAAAAGGUACUUAAAAAAUUAGCAAAAAUCAUCGAACUGCACGAAAAAGUGAAUAGAAUGCCUCAAUUAGAAAAUAAAUUCAAAAAUGAAAAGAGGCUAAAACCCGAAAAUAAUUUUUCGGAAAAUGCGUGGGUAUUUUUUAACUCAAACGCGCAAACAAAACAGAAUUUUUCAAACAAAAAUAAUACACAAAAGAGCAAACCGCAAUUGCGUAAACAAAAACAAGAGCGCAAAAUAUUACCAUGCAUUUUCUGUAAUGAUGAGUCACACAGAAGCACAGCGUGCCAAAAAUAUUCAACAGGAGAAGCACGCCAAAAAAGACUCGCAAUUUUGAAAAAUGCAUUUGGUGCUUUAAAGACCCACGAAACCAUUUUAACGCUAACCCCUAGUCAUCGAAUCGCGCAAUUGCUAAUCAGGGGAUCAAAUAAACUGCCAAUGGGUAUUGUGGACAUAACAAUAGAGGACAUAGUAGUGGAGUGCCAAAAAUCUUCAGAAUAUUUUUCGCGCAGCCACGAAAUAAAAACCUACUCUAGCAAACGCUGCCCAAAGCAAGGUAGUUGUACUGGCAAUACAUGCGCAAAUACAAAACUAGAUUCGAAAAUACCUGAGUUAAAGGCUGUAAACGACUUACCAGGUAACACCUUCUGUAUUGACAGCUGCAGCUUUUUAAUGUGUGGAUGCGGAUUUCCAACAACUUCCUGCAUUUUUUACCGCUUGCACGCUGUAGAAAGGUCUAAAAAGAUUUACGAAUUCUUUAAUUGUCCUGCCUGGCAAUACGCAAUAGAGCUGGCGAUAAAAAGGACGAACGACAAAGGAAAAACCCAAAUAGAUAAAAUCCGGCUAUAUAAUGGGAUUUUAACAGAAAUUAGCGGUCUAAAAUUGGCAAUUAACGCAAUUACUAAAGCACCUACGCCAAUUCUCGCCACGCGCUUUCUGACCGAUGGUGAUAAAGUGAGGCAGAGUCAUUCAGCGGAUGCCAACUAG